UGAGAAGGGAAGGUGGGUGGUAGCGCCCGGGAUGGAGGCGGCUGCUACGGUCACUUGAGCCGCUUCCUACCCCCGCCGUGAAUGGAGUCUCCCUCCCGCAGGUGCAGCGCUGCGGGGAGCCGGGCGGCCCGCUGAGACGCACCCUCCCGGGAGCGGGGCCGCUGGUCCCCCGAGAGGUUCAGAGGCUGUAGCCAUGAAUAAUAAAGGCUUUCGACGAGGGAGUUUCCAGAGCAGCACCAGUGAUGAAGACAUGGUGGAGAUAGCAGGAGGAGCUCUGGAUUUCUCCAUCACAGAUGAUGAUCCCCCGCUGGAUAGAGAGAUGUUGGGAGGGUUCUCCUUAUACAAUGGAGGAGGGAUGAAUGGCACAAGCAAGAUGAUGGAUUUUCUGGAGGAACCUCUGCCUGGUGUGGGUACCUAUGAAGAUUUCAAUACUAUAGACUGGGUGAGAGAAAAGUCCAGAGACCGGGACAGGCACAGAGAGAUUGCUAGUAAAAGUAAAGAGUCAACAUGGGCCCUGAUUCACAGCGUGAGCGAUGCCUUCUCUGGUUGGCUGUUGAUGCUCCUCAUAGGACUGUUAGCAGGUUCUCUAGCUGGUCUGAUAGACAUCUCUGCCCACUGGAUGACAGAUUUGAAAGAAGGGCUGUGUCUGUCAGGCUUCUGGUUUAACCACGAACACUGCUGCUGGAACUCCAAUGAGACAACCUUUGAGGAUAGGGAUAAGUGCCCAGAGUGGGAGAGCUGGUCACAGCUUAUAAUUGGCCAUGGAGAGGGGGCAUUUGCAUACAUUCUCAAUUACUUCAUGUAUGUUCUCUGGGCCCUGGUAUUCUCUCUCCUUGCAGUGUUGCUGGUCAGGGGAUUUGCACCUUAUGCUUGUGGCUCAGGAAUCCCAGAGAUCAAAACGAUCUUGAGUGGUUUCAUCAUUAGAGGCUAUUUGGGCAAGUGGACCCUGAUAAUCAAAACUGUUACCUUGGUGUUGGCAGUAUCAUCUGGCUUGAGUUUGGGGAAAGAGGGCCCCUUGGUGCAUGUAGCUUGCUGUUGUGGAAACAUCUUGUGUCACCUUUUCACCAAAUACAGGAAAAAUGAGGCCAAGCGCAGAGAGGUUUUGUCAGCUGCUGCAGCCGCUGGCGUGUCCGUAGCUUUUGGUGCACCAAUUGGAGGGGUAUUGUUUAGUCUGGAAGAGGUGAGUUAUUAUUUUCCCCUCAAGACUCUGUGGAGAUCUUUCUUUGCCGCCCUGGUAGCAGCGUUCACCCUGCGCUCCAUCAACCCUUUUGGAAACAGCCGUCUGGUUUUGUUUUACGUGGAGUUUCACACACCUUGGCAUCUUCUGGAGCUCGUGCCAUUCAUCCUUUUGGGAAUCUUUGGUGGUCUUUGGGGAUCUUUCUUUAUUCGCAGCAACAUUGCCUGGUGCAGAAGACGUAAGACAACCAAACUUGGCAAGUAUCCUGUGCUGGAGGUGCUUGUUGUGACUGCCAUCACAGCUGUUCUGGCUUUCCCCAAUGAGUAUACCCGUAUGAGCACCAGUGAGCUGAUUUCUGAGCUGUUCAAUGACUGUGGGCUCCUGGAUUUCUCCAAGCUCUGCGAGUACGUGAAUGACUUCAACAGCACCACAGGGGAUGAUCUGCCGGACCGAGCCGCUGGCCCAGGAGUCUACACAGCUAUGUGGCAGCUGGCUUUGGCCCUUAUCCUAAAAGUCUUCAUCACCAUAUUCACUUUUGGCAUGAAGGUCCCUUCGGGUCUCUUCAUUCCCAGCAUGGCGGUUGGUGCCAUAGUAGGCAGACUACUAGGUGUAGGAAUGGAGCAGCUGGCUUAUUAUCACCAUGACUGGACUAUCUUCAGUGGCUGGUGCAGUCAAGGGGCUGAUUGCAUCACUCCUGGCCUUUAUGCAAUGGUUGGUGCUGCAGCAUGUCUAGGUGGAGUAACCCGUAUGACUGUGUCGCUGGUGGUUAUUAUGUUUGAGCUUACCGGUGGACUGGAAUACAUUGUUCCUCUAAUGGCUGCAGCCAUGACUAGCAAGUGGGUGGCAGAUGCAAUUGGACGGGAGGGCAUCUAUGAUGCCCAUAUUCGUCUCAAUGGCUACCCCUUCCUAGAAGCCAAGGAGGAGUUCUCGCACAAGACUCUCGCCAUGGACGUAAUGAGGCCCCGCCGGAAUGACCCUGUUCUGACUGUCCUCACACAGGACAGCAUGACGGUAGAGGAUGUAGAGGCCAUAAUCAAUGAAACCACUUACAGCGGCUAUCCGGUGGUGGUGUCCCGGGAGUCCCAGAGGCUGGUCGGAUUUGUCCUCCGGCGAGAUGUCAUCAUUUCAAUUGAAAAUGCCCGGAAGAAGCAGGAUGGAAUUGUGAGCACUUCAAUUAUUUAUUUCACUGACCACUCUCCUCCGCUGCCUCCGAGCUCCCCGUCCAUGCUCAAACUCAGGAGCAUCCUGGACCUCAGUCCAUUCACAGUGACAGACCAAACGCCCAUGGAGAUAGUUGUGGAUAUAUUCCGCAAGCUGGGACUGCGCCAGUGCCUCGUCACUCACAAUGGGAAACUACUUGGGAUCAUUACCAAAAAGGAUGUAUUAAAGCACAUUGCACAGAUGGCUAAUCAAGACCCAGAUUCCAUACUCUUCAAUUAAAAACAGACUAAUAAGUAUUGGGUGUUUAACACAAAAACGAAACUUUAUAAAAGACCGUGGAUUUUCUCUUCUAUUUUUAUUAAGAAACUGGAGCUAUCUUCAGAGUUUUCCUGUAUGGAGCUGAAGAUAAUCAUGUUUUUUCUACAAAAUAACCAAUUGCACUACGUAAUCUGUGGAAAUUAAUCUUCUCUUUAGAAGAAAAGACUUUAUAAUAAUGCUUUUGUGAAGUUGCAUUGGAAAGAUUCCAUGAAGGAGUAAAGCAAAAUGCUACAGAAUUAAAUCUGUUCCCUUAUUUUAUUUGAACUUUGAUAACUAAUGUUGGGAGGGGAAGAAAAGACUAUCUAGUUUUAAGUCUUCAAAAGCCAUGGAGGAGAAGGAUGACUUUUGCACACAGCACUAAGAUGCCUGAGAAAGAGAUGAUCAUAACUAAGGGCCACAAUUCCCAGACAGCUGCUUGGUGAAAACACAAAUUUGAUCUUUUUUAGGUUUCUAAAAGCAAUCAGCAAAAUGUUAAGGGGGCUUUUUGAGUUCUAUAUUUGAACCCAAGGUAAAUCUACAUAUUCCUGCAUGCAGUGUCCAGCUAAAUGAGGACUUGUUUUGGAAGCUCUGCUUCUAAUCAGAGUGAAGCUUCAUUUUAGACUUCUCUGAAUGUAUUAAGUUACCCUCUGAUUUGCUCGUUAAAAGUACCCAAAGGGAGAGCAGAAGGGCUCACUGGUUAUAUUCUUGCAACUCUCCCCUAGUUGGUUAAGACCAAGGAUUUCUCCUUCUCUCUAAUAAGCAAUGAAAGGGUUAAGACAGAGUCGUGAGUUAUUGCCCAAGUUUUACUGCACUCCUUCCAAAUGAUCCCUGAUCAUGUUACAGAUAUUGCACAACUGACCUCUUUCUUAAUCAGCAGUGUCUUAUGUUGAAGGGUAUGUCUAUUUUAUUGGAGUUUCCCAGAUCCAUAAUGUUUACAUGUAUGCAUAUUCUGUUCCCUUUUUCCAUGCCCUUUACUGUGCCAAACUCAGGAUGGAAUCCUGUCUCUGGGAAUGAGUAACACUGCCACUUUAUGCACAUUCUCCAGCUGCUGUCUGUUUUAUUACCACCAACUAUGCAAUAAAAAACCCUUCCUGAUCA
Messenger RNA from Terrapene triunguis (Three-toed box turtle), 3733 nucleotides. Its product is annotated as H(+)/Cl(-) exchange transporter 5. Gene Ontology annotation, cellular component: synaptic vesicle; Golgi apparatus; membrane. The transcript is spliced from 13 exons. The record is from RefSeq and is a predicted model, not a curated record. Lineage: Eukaryota; Metazoa; Chordata; Testudines; Emydidae. Bases 194 to 2617 code for a protein of 807 amino acids. Gene Ontology annotation, molecular function: voltage-gated chloride channel activity. Gene Ontology annotation, biological process: chloride transport; transmembrane transport.